CGCCACCAUUCGAUUAACUUCUUGAUGAUCUUUCACCGGGGAGUUUUACACUACUCGGGCACUUUCUCAAAACCCUCACGCUUUAAUUAGUGAUGGCCCCUUUCGUCGAGGAAUCGGCCGUGGAGGCCUCCCUCUUUGCUCAUACCAAACGAGCGCCCACAAAUCUGGUGGCACCAGAGCCAGAGCACUGUCCCGGCCCUGAAUCCGAACAAGCCGGCCAAGGCGAUGCUUGUGCUGGCUGUCCAAACCAACAAAUCUGCGCCUCCGCGCCGAAAGGCCCCGACCCUGAUAUCCCGAUUAUAACCGAGCGUCUCUCGCAAAUUCGACACAAGAUCCUGGUUUUGUCUGGCAAGGGAGGCGUGGGCAAGUCGACAUUCACUACCCUUUUGGCACACGCGUUUGCGGCGAACCCCGACUCGACCGUCGGCGUCAUGGAUACCGAUAUCUGCGGGCCUUCCAUCCCCAAAAUGAUGGGAGUGGAGACGGAGACGAUCCACGUGAGCAACGCCGGCUGGAGUCCAGUGUGGGUGACGGAUAAUCUGGGCGCGAUGAGUGUUCAAUUCAUGCUACCCAACCGUGACGAUGCGGUUAUCUGGCGUGGUCCGAAGAAGAACGGCUUGAUCAAGCAAUUCUUGAAGGACGUGGACUGGGGCGAGCUCGACUACCUGAUCGUCGAUACCCCGCCUGGUACUUCUGAUGAGCACUUGUCCGUCAACUCCCUGUUGAAAGAAUCUGGCGUCGAUGGUGCGGUGGUUGUGACCACCCCGCAGGAGGUAUCUCUGCUUGAUGUUCGCAAGGAAAUUGAUUUCUGCCGCAAGGCUGGUAUCAAGAUCCUUGGCUUGGUGGAGAACAUGUCUGGGUUUGUUUGUCCCAGCUGUACACACGAGUCGCAGAUCUUCCGCAAGACCACGGGUGGUGGCAGGCGACUAGCCAAGAAGAUGGGAAUCCCCUUCCUCGGUGCUGUACCCCUGGAUCCUAGGGUGGGUAUGGCUUGCGACUACGGAGAGAGCUUCGUGGAUAACUUCCCAGAUAGCCCUGCUUCGAAGGCUAUCAAGCGUGUCGUCCGUGCUGUUGGUGAGGCGGUCGGGGAAAACCCAGAUGACGUUCUUCCCGAAGAGAUGGUUGGCUGAAGUUUCUCUUGGGUUUUCAUUACGAUAUCUUUUUCUUUAUAGCGCUUUUGCAUGAGGCUAGGGUGAACUUGACGGAACGGCGUUUGGAACUAGAAUUUUAUUUGAUACCACGAAUCAUACGAGCAUUUGAGAAUAUCCAUUGGUCAUUCACUUUGUGAAGCUACUACUUCUGACGGAUCUUUUCAAACACAUGAUUCAGAGGA
Penicillium brasilianum is the source of this 1333-nucleotide messenger RNA. The record is from the annotation of a GenBank genome assembly. NCBI's taxonomy places the organism in Eukaryota, Fungi, Ascomycota, Eurotiomycetes, Eurotiales, Aspergillaceae.